Messenger RNA from Onychostoma macrolepis, 1731 nucleotides. RefSeq names its product olfactomedin-like 3b (gene olfml3b). The record is from RefSeq and is a predicted model, not a curated record. Gene Ontology annotation, biological process: signal transduction. NCBI's taxonomy places the organism in Eukaryota, Metazoa, Chordata, Actinopteri, Cypriniformes, Cyprinidae.
CUUUCUCUAAACAUUCCAGCCAACUCGGUUCCUCUGCAUGAGGGCUUUUCCACUCCGCCUGUCAUACUCACAUAAGCACACACUCAGUGUUUCUAAUCAGUCUCCUCCGGUCUUUAAGAUGAGAGCUCUGCAGCUCCUCGUCCUCGUUCUCUCAGGCCUGGUGGGGGCACAGCAGCAGGCCCUUAUGGACUACUUGGAGAGAAGACUCCUUGCUAUUGAGGAUCGCAUCUCCUUGUGGCAUGAGCAGACCAGCCGCUACGCCUCAGAGCUGCGCGAGUUCAAGCAGCAGAUGGUGGCACAGCUAGAGGGCCUGGACAAGAGCAAGGAGGCGCUGCGGAGCGAGUUGGACACAGUGGGUACACGCGUAGACCGUGUGGAGAGAGAGAUGGACUACCUAGAAACACAGAAUGGAGCGCAGCCUUGCGUGGACGUGGAUGACAAGCUGGUGGAGCAGCAGGUGACGGUUGUCAAGGAGAGGAAUAAAGCCAAGUACGCCAAGCUCACAGACUGUAGUGACAUGAUCUACAGCAUCAAAGCCAUGAAGAUCCUCAAACGAGUGGGUGGCAAAGGAAUGUGGACCAAGGACAUGGGAAGCGCCACCGGGAAGGUGUACAUCUUAAACGGGACAGAGGAUAAUACCAUGUAUGAAUUUGGUACAGUCCGUGAAUUCACUUCCUCCCAAGGCACUUCUGCAGCCACCAGUGUCCAGCUCCCUUCAGCCUGGCGCGGUAUGGGUCAUGCCAUCUACAACAACCACCUGUACUAUCUGAAGCAGGGUGAGGAGAUGAAACUAAUAAAGUUUGAUCUUCAGAAGAACAUAGUUGUAGACAGUGCCGUGUUUCCAGCUAAAAACCAGCUCCCCGUGUACGGCCUGAAUCCUGAGACCUUCAUCGAUUUAGCAGUGGACGAAGAGGGUCUGUGGGCCAUCUACGCCACUCAGGAGAACGAAAGGCACAUCUCUUUGGCCAAGAUAGACCCCAAAACUCUAGACAUCGAGCAGAUGUGGGACACCCCUUGUGUGAGGGAGAAUGCAGAGGCGGCGUUCGUCAUCUGCGGUACCAUCUAUGUGGUCUACAACUCCAAACUACCCAGCCGCUCUCGAAUUCAGUGCGUGUUCGAUGUCAGUGACAUGGUCACGAACGACGACGCUCCACAUCUGUACUUUCCCAAACGAUACGGCACUCAUGCCAGCCUCAAAUACAGCCCUGUGGAGCAGCUGCUCUACGCUUGGGACGAUGGCUAUCAAAUCCUCUACAAACUCCAAAUGAAAAAGAAGCUGGAUGUGUAGAAGGUGUACUGAAGACUGAAGAAAGCAGAGCUGGAGAGGAAAUGCCCAUGUUAUUGGCUUCUUUAUCUUAUGCAACACGGCUGGGUCACACAUCAAUACAUUGAGCUUUGUAGUUACACCGAGAGCACAAUAUAUGAUUGAUUGGACACACUUGUUUGGUUCAGUUGUUUACUAGAAAUCAAUGUACAGGGCUCAAGAAGACCCAUUUUAAAUUUGUUUGCCUGGAGCAGAACUAAUAAAAUGAUUUUAUAUAUUAUGUUAAAAUGAAAUGUGCUGUUAAUAAAUAAUUGUACAAACACUUCAAUAAUUCUGCUGUUAACAAAUCUUUGAAACAAUACUGUUAUAUAUAGGCCUAUCUGCAACAUGAUGUCUGCUGACAUAUCUAAGAUAGUCUAUAAUUUCAUAAUCUACCCUAAAGUGGUUUAUUUUCAGUUAAAAUUAUU